CACAGAAAUAAGCAGCAUUUUUUCCCCCCGCGGAUACAUUAUGUCUGUCCAGGCUUUAGCCGCCACCAAAAUGUUAUUUUCGAUUUUAGGAAAAGUGUUCACGUGGAAAUAGGUGUUGGUUACGUGCUCGCUCCCGUCCCCGUACGUGAUGACGUGUCUUCUCCGCCGCCUGUUGGUCUUUCACAGUUGGUGACGAGUGUUAUGAAAAUGGCCUCAACCCUGCCCGUGAGCACGGUAAACCGGAGAAGAUGACGAUGUUGAUCUUUUGUAAGUCGGCCAAACACCAAAGUGUCUUCUUUGAACACGUAGAUUAAAAGGAAGUUAACGGAAACUAAGAGACUGUUGGCAGGGAAACGUCUAGAAACACCACAGACCACCGCAUAUUUUCGUUGGGCAGAGGAGCCACUAUGGAGGAUAUCAACUCAAAUAUCAACGCGGACUUGGAGGUGCGGAAGCUCCAAGACUUGGUGAAGAAACUCGAACAGCAAAAUGAGCAGCUCCGGAGCCGGUCUACCAUGUUGUCCUCGUCCGGAGCGAUGUCAGCGAACCACAGACCCCUCAGCGCCGGGUACGACUCUUCGUCUCUGUCAGCCGGGCUGGCCGGCUUCCCUGGGGUGGGGUUCGUCGGAACGGGCGGCUACGGUGGGCUGCUGGAGAACAACCGCUGUUUGAGCCCCAGACUGUCUUACGACGGCAUCAGCUUCAGGAGGGCGUAUGAAUACGAAGGGGCAUCUGCCUCUCCCUCUAUGCCGAGUAUGAACUCUCUUUAUUCGGACACCACAGGGGGAUAUAACGAUGAAGGGGAAACAUCUAUCUUAGAUGAAGUGGAAAUUUUAGACUUGGAAGACAUGGAUUGUCUCCACGAAGACGAGGACAGCUGGCUUUACGAGGCGAAACUGAACAGCCCCUUGCAGAAAGCCUUGAGUCCUAUCGUUUGGUGCCGCCAAGCUCUUGACAACCCAAGUCCUGAGAUGGAGUCAGCCAAGCGCUCUCUCAUCCACAGACUGGAUCUCACCCUGUCAGCCAACAAGCGAAGGAGCCUGUAUGGAAGCCCCUACAACCAGCAGAGUUAUGGAAGUCCUUACAGCACAAACGCAGCCAACAGCCCCUACAGCAGUGGCUUCAACUCCCCCUCCUCAACCCCCUGUAGAGUGCCCAUUGUCAGACAGCAACUUAUGCCAGGGAACGCAGCGCACCAGCGAAACUCAGCAGCAGAGAGGAAUCCUCCUGCGGUGAGCCCUCAGUCAUCAGUCGACAGCGAGCUGAGCACCUCAGAGAUGGACGAAGACUCAGUCGGCUCUUCAACUACCUACAAACUCAAUGAUGUCACUGAUGUCCAGAUACUCGCACGCAUGCAAGAAGAGAGUUUGAGACAAGAGUAUGCUGCAACAGCCUCCAGAAGAAGCUCAGGCUCCUCCUGUCACUCUCUUCGGCGCAGCACAUUCAGCGAUCAGGAGUUAGAUGCACAUAGCCUGGAGGAUGAAGAAGAGGCAGUGCACCCCGCCUUUCACCUGCCCUCCAGUCGUUUCAGCCCGUCCCCUCGACACUCUCCCCGAGUCUCCCCCAGAAAUUCGCCCCGUUCUCGCUCCCCUGCCCGCUCUAUUGACUAUAGCCACAGCCGUGGCUCGCCUCAGCCUAUCAUCAGCCGCCUGCAGCAGCCUCGCCACUCACUGCAGGGCCAUGGGCACGACCUGCAGACCAACGUAGUCAAAAAUGAAGAAAAAUUACGUCGUAGUCUUCCCAACCUCACACGCUCCUCUGCAGCUGCAGCUCAAGCUCAAGAGCCCGUCAAGAACAGCCGCAGCUGUGAAUCCAACCUGCAAGUGCCAAAUGGUGGCUCUCCUCGACACCAGAACCAGUCUGCAACAGCAGCUCAGCUCCCGAGAUACUCAACCCCUUCUCGCUUGUCCCCGAAACCUAAACAGCAUCUCCAAAGCCCAACAGCUCUGCGAGUCCCCUCUCCCAGUAAGCUGCGGACUCCAGCCACCCCGUCCCCACUGGCUUUGAGGCAGCCUGUUAAGGCCACAUCCAACCCUAACUCUGCCACCUCCACACCCACCCGUUCCCUGGCUCCUCCACGCAGCGGUUUGCCUCGCCCCAGUGCUUCUCAAGGAGGGGGGAUCCCUCUGCCCCGCAGCAAACUGGCCCAGCCUGUGCGCAGAUCUCUUCCUGCUCCUCGGACCUACAGCGGCACAGGGGAAAACUGGAGAGAAGGUUGUUAUUGAAGUGAGCCAGUAGGGGGCUCCCUAAUCAAACUAUCCACACAAGGAAGCAGACAUUACAACAUGGCACUUUAUCUUCCUAGAUACCUUUUACAGUGAAGAAAGAGAGAAACUAUGAUCCAAAAGUAUGAACAAAAUAAGAAUUUAAAAAGAAGAGGACAGUGUCCCCAACGUGUUCCUCUUCGGGGUCUGGCUCUGGAGGGGUCAGGCAUGAAGUGCAGACCAGAAGAUGCCAAAGAAACCAGCCCGACUCCAGCUCGCCCAGCAGAGGACACAUCGCCUGCCUUCAAUUGACUGCAAUCAUCUGUCAGACAGUCCGUAUAUCAUCCCUGAACUUUUCUCCGAUGACCCCCCCCCUUUUCUUCUGUCACCUCCCUCAGGUUGAAAUGUUUCCACACAUUUCUCUCUUUAUGCUCUGUGUUUAACAGAUUGUAGGUGAGCGAUCUCUAUGAUGAUGCUGUGCAGGUGAACGUCCCGUAAUGUUAGAGAAUUGUUGAUGUCUUGCAACAGUGAAAGCACCUCUGUGGGUUUUAAAGAAUCUUUCCUCUUUCAAAUCAGCCAGAAUGUAUGCACAAGUUUGUUUUGGAAAUUAUUUAUUCAAAUUAUUUAAAGAAUUGUAUGUCAAAACAUCCAUAUCAGUAUUUUGUUUAGGAAUUUCAGUUGUUUAAAAUGUACAUUUUGAACCUCAACUACAAGCUAACUCUCCAAAGCCUUUUUUGUGUCAAGUCAGGACUUGAUUAUAAACAGCUCGGCCAAAGCCUCAGUUCUGACUUGUACUACAGUUUGCCAAGAUUAUACAGUGCUGAUACAGUUAAACAGAGGGGUGUACUACAAAGCAAGGAUGUUGUUGGGCUUUUUUUUUGCAUUUAAUGGCCCAACAAACCUUAAACCUUGGUCAGAUUAUGUAGUGUCUUGUUCCACAACUGUUUCAGUCACUAAUAAGGCAGUGAUAUUACAAAGAGAGCACAAAGCCAGCACUUAGACUCCAUCAUUGCCUCCAGCACAGUGGUGACAGUUAUUGUUACCUCCUUCUCUUCUAAUACUAGCUGGUCAGUGAUUGUAGAUGUUGUCCAUUAGGUCAAACCAUUUCCAGUUCUUCCAGUGGAGGCUGUAAUUUUCCUGAACUCACUCCAAGUUUUUACGGUUUGGUCUGGCAAUGCUUAGAUUUCUGCCCGAGCCCCUUCUCAGCCAUCUACCCUUUAAUGAAAGACACAUGGAAACCCCCUUUAGAUUUUUGGCCAAAUUAUAAGUAAAAUGGGUUUUAUUCAUCCAUUUCCCUUCACUCAUCCAGGGCUGAAUAACAGUGGCAGCAGACUACAUGAACCUAGACAUCCCUCUCCCCAGCAACACCUGUCAUAAGGCUUGCACCUUUAAGGUCAACCAUGGGGUUGGGCAACACGAUGACAUUAUGUGCAAAAACAAAAUAAGCCUUGAAAUUGAUCCUUCAAAGGCUAAGGGUGAUUUAGGCCGUUUUAAAAAGAUGAUUUAGGCUUUUUAAAAAUUUUUCAUUAUUACUGCUGUCCCAGGGCUGCACGGCAGCACAGGGUCAGCGCUUUUGCCUCACAGCGAGAGGGUUUCUGGUUCACUUCCCAGUCAGGGUCUUUCUGUGCAGAGUUUGCAUGUUCUUUGUGCAUGCGUGGGUCCUCUCUUGGUACUCUGGCUUCCUCCCACCACUAAAGACAUGCUCAUUGGGUUAUCUGAUCACUCUAAAUUGGCUGUAGGUGUAAGUGUGAGCGUGCUUGCUUUUCUGUCUAUAUGCCAGCACUGCAACUGACUGGGGACCAGUCCAGGGUGUACCCCACCUCUCACCCAAUGACCGCUGGGAUAGGCUCCAGCCCCCACGACCCCCAAGGAUAAUUGUAGUAGAAAAUGGAUGGAAAGGACAAUUCUUUUAACCAAUCAGCAGACUGUAAGGUGUCUAGUCCCAUCCUUACUGUUGGGUUGGUACAUUUGGUACACAGACAGAUGGGACUGGUUGGAUCUGUUAUUUUGGAACCUUUCCCAGCUUUUGACUGUGGAAAUGCAAAUAAUUGGUUACCUUUCCUGUAGUAACCUUGUUUGCCUGUUUCCCUUUAAUUCCCUCUUUUUAAGGACAGUUUAAACCUGAUGAGAUCAUUGAUGAUAUACUAUUUUUUCAUUUAGGAUACUUGGAAAUCCAUCAGCCAAAUCACAAGUAGAAUGGGUUUAUCCAUGCAUUUUCUUCAGCUUAUCCGGGGCUGAGUUGCAGCAGCAGCAGGUUACACAAGCUGGUUCAGACCUCUCUCUCCCCGCUAAGGUUCUAGCUUUUCAUGGAGACUCCAGAGAAAAUCCUGGGUCUGGAGGGUUCUGAGUUCUGAAUCCAGGCUAUCCUCCUAGUUGGACAUUGCUCUGUAGAAAGGUGACACAAACCACCUCAAAUGCAGCAAAGGAGCAGCAAAUCUACUCCAAGCUCCCUCUGCUCAGCCCUGCAAAAAAUUAUUUUCAGCCUCUUGUAUCCCAGUGUCAUUCAAUCCCAAAGCUCAUGACCAUGGUGAAGGUCAGAGCGAGGACAGUAGAUGUAGAAAGGCCUAGAGCAGUGAUACUCAACGUGUGGCUCUUCAGAAUGAAUGUCAUCAUUUGAAAUACUUUUCACCCAGAAAACCUGAAAAAAGAUAAACCUUGACCUCAGAAAUUAACCAUUGUAAGCCACAUUAAUCAGUUUGUUCUCCAGUCUUGUGUAGCGAGCUUUAAUUGUCAGCCUUGAUUUUUUUAUUUGUCUGUGUAUUUCCAUUGCUCUUAUUAGGAAAUCCCCCCCCUUCCUUUUUUUGAUACUUCCAAUCAUUUUUUCUGCUUUUUAAGCCCAUUUUUGCCACUGUUAUUCUAUUUU
Messenger RNA from Cheilinus undulatus (humphead wrasse), 5067 nucleotides. RefSeq names its product SLAIN motif family, member 2 (gene slain2). The record is from RefSeq and is a predicted model, not a curated record. Lineage: Eukaryota; Metazoa; Chordata; Actinopteri; Labriformes; Labridae. Gene Ontology annotation, biological process: positive regulation of microtubule polymerization; microtubule nucleation; cytoplasmic microtubule organization. Bases 408 to 2225 code for a protein of 605 amino acids. The transcript is spliced from 9 exons. Gene Ontology annotation, cellular component: microtubule plus-end.